AGAUGUUCAAGCUCAGGUUCAGAUCCCAGCCCUGCCUCCGACAAUCAGCUGGCGCUGUCGGCUUCAUCUCUGCAGAAGGAGCUCUCCGUGGCCAGGAUAUUACACAGCCCAGCUACAAUACCUCAGCCCCUCGGGAUCAGCACUGCUCCAGCUCCGGCCCAGACUCUGGACGCGGACAUGGCAAGCGCCGCGCCCACAGCCUCCCGGGGGUGGCGCCCGCCUUGGGCAGCAGAACUGGCGCUGCCUCAGAGACGCCUGAACGCUUCCGACGUGCAGGACCUGGAUGAAGUGCAGGUGCUGCUGCAGGAGACUGGGGAGAUGUUCCAGGCGACGGACUGCCGCGGCGACAUGACCGUGCGGGAGCUCAAGGAGGAGCUGGAACUCCUGGUCGGCCUCCCGCUCGACCUGCAGCGGCUCCAGUACCUGGACCAAGGAGUUUUGAUGGAUGAGACCACACUGAAGUCCCAGGAUGUUGUUCCUGGUGGAAUUAUUUCAUUACGUGUCUGGCAUUAUGAUGGAUGGACCGACCUGGUGUUGGCGGCGGCGGAAGGGGACCCUGGCAAGCUCUCCUGUCUUGCCGUUGAUGAGGCCUCGCUCUACCGGACGGCAAAUUCGCAGCAUCUUGAAGGCAAGCGGUGGAAGGAAUGGGUAUCUCGGCGAGCAUUCGUGGCCUUGUACGUUACCUCCCACAGAGGUCACCUGGAUGCUAUGCGGUACCUUCUAGAACACGGAGCCAACUGUCUCGGACGCACCCCCACGGGCAGGACAGCCCUGCACGUGGCCGCAGCCAUGGGCCGUUUGGACGCGAUAAGACUUCUGCUCAGCCACGGGGCCUCCAUACACGACAGAGAUGCCAGAGGGGAGACGCCCAUGGCCAUGGCCCGGCGCAUGGACCACAGACACAGCGAGAGGCAGAUGCUCCUCUUAUGCUGGAUGACAAAGUCAGGGGUGAUGGACCCGAAGAGACGGACGGUGGGCGAGGUUUCUCCCCGGGUGAAGUCUGGCUUGGGCUCCAAGAAGAGGAGCCACGUUUAGCUCGCUCCGGGAGCGCGGGCGCCGAAGCUGACUUGGGUGACUUUCCGGAGUUCGAAUCCGCGGGGGCCCUCGGCGCGCAGGGCGUCAGGAAAACAUGGCAAUUAAUCUGAAUCAGAUACGAAAUUAUCUGUCCUGUUUGCAAAUGACUUGGGGAGGGCGUGGACGGAAGUAGGGGAGUUUGUGUUCCUUCUGUAAUCCAUUACAGACCCAGCGGCCUCCGAUGCCAGCCUUUAAUUUUAUGCCAUUUGUUCAUCGCCUCCAAUAACGCCGCUCGGCGUGAUGGGAGCCAGUUACUUCUCUCCCGCCUGGAGGCCGGCUAAUGCAUCAGCAUAAUAGAAGUAAUAGCAAUAAUGAAAAUAGCACCGUUGGUAUUGUGUAAAAUAAGUGUCAGCGAGUGUGAGGCGGUUGCGUGCUGUGUGGGCGGUGCAUUCCCAGGAGCUGCGUAUGACCGCAGCCUGCGAGGUUCCAGAAGUUCUCCUGAGCCCCCUCCGGGGGGUCUGCGGCUCGAAUUGCAGGUCGCAGGGUGGAGAAGUGAGGAAGGAGAGAGCAGAGAGAGCUCGUCCUCCAGACAGACCUGCACAGGGUGCCUUCUUGGUCUUGUGGAACGGUGCUGAGUUGUCACUGGAUUUGGAGGUGACAGGGAGGGGCCGGUGGAGGAGAGACUCGGAGCUGGCCCCUCUCCCUGGUCCACGCACCCAGCCUCUCCCUUCCCUGCCAGCAACACGGCCCUUCCCGCCUAGUCCCAGGCUCUGUGCCUCGCACUGGGCCGCACACCUGCCGGGGACCCAGCCCGCCAUGCGUCUGAGCGGGAAGCAGGAGCGAGAGGGGAGGGUGGGCACAGGGCGAGCUGACGUUCACAGCCCUGUCUGGAGAGGGCGCCGCGGCUCAGCUCCAAAGAAAUGUGAGCCGAAGGCUGCUAGAUCUUUCCACAGUGUUUUGAUACAAUAAGUCUCAAUUAAAAAAAAUUUUUUUAAA
Suricata suricatta (meerkat) is the source of this 2010-nucleotide messenger RNA. It is a transcript of the gene ANKRD60, whose product is annotated as ankyrin repeat domain 60. Bases 178 to 1035 code for a protein of 285 amino acids. Gene Ontology annotation, molecular function: protein binding. The transcript is spliced from 9 exons. The record is from RefSeq and is a predicted model, not a curated record. Lineage: Eukaryota; Metazoa; Chordata; Mammalia; Carnivora; Herpestidae.